AUGGCCCAAGGGUACGACGUAUUCAUCGGCCUUGCCAUUAUUGUGGCGCUCUGCGUCGCAUCUUGGUUCUUUGCUCCCAAGGGUGAAAAUCAGGUGCUCUGGCGAUCUUGCUUGAUUCUGUCCAUAGUUAGUUGCUAUCUCAUGUGGGCAAUAACUUUCCUCGCGCAAUUACAUCCGCUCAUCCGACCGAAACGAAGCGACUUGCGAGAAGACUAUUUGGACCAUUGA
This is a messenger RNA of Ustilaginoidea virens, 228 nucleotides long. RefSeq lists its product as uncharacterized. Gene Ontology annotation, molecular function: proton-transporting ATPase activity, rotational mechanism. The transcript is spliced from 3 exons. The coding region runs from base 1 to 228 and encodes 75 amino acids. Gene Ontology annotation, biological process: proton transmembrane transport; vacuolar acidification. The record is from RefSeq and is a predicted model, not a curated record. Gene Ontology annotation, cellular component: vacuolar proton-transporting V-type ATPase, V0 domain. NCBI's taxonomy places the organism in Eukaryota, Fungi, Ascomycota, Sordariomycetes, Hypocreales, Clavicipitaceae.